This is a messenger RNA of Myxocyprinus asiaticus (Chinese sucker), 1952 nucleotides long. RefSeq names its product visinin-like. The record is from RefSeq and is a predicted model, not a curated record. Gene Ontology annotation, molecular function: calcium ion binding. Bases 240 to 815 code for a protein of 191 amino acids. The transcript has 4 exons. Lineage: Eukaryota; Metazoa; Chordata; Actinopteri; Cypriniformes; Catostomidae.
AUUGACUUAACCCAGUAUGGAGAGGUAGCCACCUCCUUCAACACUAGCUCAUUACUCUUCCACACUCUGCCAUGAUUACUUGCACCUUGAUGCUUGCUCCAUUGGGCAACAACUAUAGUUUUGUCUGGACACCCUGAGCUUGGGACACCCUGAGAGACUAACAACCCAUCUGAUCCUUACCAAGGACAAAUUUUGAACCUCUGUUGUUGUCAAAAUUUCUUUGACUUCCCCAAAAGGCCAUGGGAAACUCACAGAGUGGAGUGGUUUCCAGAGAGAUCCUUAAUGAUCUAAAGGUGAACACCAAGUUCUCUGAAGCCGAGAUCACACAGUGGUAUGAGAACUUCCAGAAGCAGUGUCCUUCAGGUCGCAUUACACUAAAUCAGUUCGAGGAGAUCUACAGUCGAUUCUUCCCUGACAGCGAUGCCAAGACCUAUGCCCAACACGUUUUCCGCUCCUUCGACACCAAUGAUGAUGGAACAUUAGACUUUAAGGAGUACAUUGUUGCUCUUCACAUGACCUCCUCAGGGAAGAUGGCCCUGAAGCUGGAGUGGGCCUUCUCUCUGUUUGAUGUAGACAAAAACGGCUACAUCACAAAAUCUGAAGUGUGCGAACUCUGCCAGGCCAUUUUCAAACUCAUACCCAAAGAAAAGCAUGCAGAGCUGCCCAGUGAUGAGAACACACCGGAGAAGAGAGCAGAGAAGCUCUGGGCCAUCUUUGGAAAAAAGGACAAUGAACGAAUUGCAGAGGGGGAGUUCAUUGAAAGCAUAUCAUCAAAUGAGGCUGCAUUACGGCUAAUUCAGUGUGACCAUAAAUGAGCUGACAAAAUCAUCAUGAUUAAAAUGGCAAUUCCGUCAUGCCUGAUUUCAUGGAUGUGUACAUUAAUUGUAAAUGAAUUGUGGAAGUUUUCACCAUUCUUAAUUUGUGCGUAACCAUUGUUACAAGGCUGAAUAAGAUGUCUUCUGCAAGUUUAACAGUAGAGUAACACAAUAAUAGAUAUGUGUUUUUAAAAAUAGACAUUGUAAUAAUACAUAGCAUGCAAGUUAAGGGAUAAGUAACUUUCAAAUAACCUGAAAUAAUAUGAAAAAGAUGAAGUUACGUAAAUCAUUGUUUUAAUGUGCUGUUAAAAUAGUACAACUUGGUGCCAGAAGUCUGUGUGGUAUUUGACCACAGUGCACCCUUAAAAGUGAGACUUAAAAUGCAGCACUGGUUUCAUAUCUACACUCAAUAACAAUAAUAAUAAUUUUAAGAUUUAUGUAUUUCAAUUUCAUAAUCGAGUAAUCUUUAAUAAAAAGAAAAAAUUAUUUCAAAAUGAUUAAACAAUACACAACUAAAUUUGAUGGAAUUUUGUUAUGAAAUUGAAAUGCGUAAAUCUUAAAAAUAGGCUAAAAUAUUUUUUUUGAGUGUAAAGUGCUUAAGUGAUAUUAUUGAACUAGUCAAACCCAUAUACUACCUACUCUACCCUAUGAGACAUAGUGUAAAUUCAGUUUAUUUGUCUACACACCUCAUUAUUCUAGUUCAGUUUGUCCAGUUGAUAUGCUGCUUUUGUGUCCAGUUAACAUGAAGCUCCCAGCACGUUUCAAUUAUUUGAUUAACCUCUCUAUUAUUCAUGUUUAUUUAAUUUGGAAUUUGUGUUUAUCCUUCUUUUGAUUGUUCUGUCAUAUAAAUGAUUCACAUUAAGAAACUGUGUCAUUGUAUGGUGUUAAUUUCACCCAAACACGCAUAAAAUUGCAUAUUGUAGAAUUUUGCUUGAUGUUCAUAUUGCAUAACAGUUGUGUAAAGAUGUCUUAUCACAAUGAUCUUUUUUUUUGUUUUUUUUUGUUUUGUUUUUUUAGAUUAUUUUCAGUUAGUUAUUGGUUUGAAUAUUCAUUUGCCAUCCAGGGUUUGAAAGUAUUCUAUUUCAAAAUGGGAAAAAAAAGGACAAAUAAAUCUACUACCCCACUUCACAUCAUGAC